Molecule: messenger RNA, 1917 nt
Organism: Miscanthus lutarioriparius
Lineage: Eukaryota; Viridiplantae; Streptophyta; Magnoliopsida; Poales; Poaceae
Source: the annotation of a GenBank genome assembly
AUGUGCAACGCCGCCGGGACCGACGCCUCCUUGGCGGCGCCGGCGCUGGCGCUCGGCUCUUUCAAGGCCGCCGCGCACCAGCUCCUCCACCCCGUCGACGGCGACGAAGGCAGCGGCCAUGCCCUGCAGCUCUCCAAGGUGGCCGGCGAGGCUCGGGCGAUCGGCAGGGUGUCGGUGCCGAUGGCGGUCACGGGCCUGGUCAUGUACUCCCGGGCUCUCAUCUCCAUGCUCUUCCUGGGCCGCCUGGGCGAGUUGGCGCUGGCCGGCGGCUCCCUGGCGCUUGGCUUCGCCAACAUCACCGGCUACUCGGUGCUCUCGGGGCUGGCGCUCGGCAUGGAGCCCAUCUGCGGCCAGGCCUUCGGCGCGCGCCGCGGCAAGCUGCUGGCGCUGGCGCUGCACCGCACCGUGCUGCUCCUCCUGGCCGUGGCGCUGCCCAUCUCCGCGCUGUGGGUCACCUCCACGGGGUGCGUGCUCAAGCUGCUGGGGCAGGACGAGGGCGUGGCGGACGCGGCGCAGACGUUCGCGGCGUACGCGUCGGCCGACCUCGCGGUGCUGGCCGUGCUGCACCCGCUGCGCGUCUACCUCCGAUCGCAGAACCUGACGCUGCCCAUCACGGCGUGCUCCCUCUUCUCCGUGCUGCUGCACGGGCCCAUCAACUACCUCCUCGUGGUGCGCCUCCAAAUGGGCGUCGCCGGGGUGGCGCUGGCCGUGGCGCUCACCGACCUCAACCUGCUCCUGGCACUCCUCUGCUUCCUCGCCAUCUCGGGAGCGCACAGGGACUCGUGGGUGGGCCCCACCCUGGACUGCCUCCGGGGCUGGCCGGAGCUGCUCCGCCUGGCGGUGCCCACUGCCACGGCGGUCUGCCUGGAGUGGUGGUGGUACGAGCUCAUGAUCGUGCUGUCGGGCCUCCUGGCCAACCCGCGCGCCACCGUGGCGUCCAUGGGCAUCCUCAUCCAGGCCACGUCGCUCGUCUACGUGUUCCCGUCGUCGCUGGGCCAGGGCGCGUCCACGCGCGUCAGCCACCAGCUGGGCGCGGGCCGCCCCGCGGGGGCGCGGCGCGCCGCGGGCGCCGCCCUCUCCAUCGGCGUGGGCGUGGGUCUGGCGGCCGCCGCCUUCAUGGUGUCCGUGCGCUCCCACUGGGGCCGCAUGUUCACGUCGGACGCGGACAUCCUCCGCCUGACGGCCGUGGCGCUCCCCAUCGCGGGCCUCUGCGAGCUCGGCAACUGCCCGCAGACGGCCGGCUGCGGCGUCCUCCGCGGCAGCGCCCGCCCGGCCAGCGGCGCGCGCAUCAACCUCGCUUCCUUCUACCUGGUGGGGAUGCCGGUGGGCGUGGCGCUGGCAUUCGGCGCCCGCCUGGGCUUCGCCGGCCUGUGGGUCGGCCUCCUGGCGGCGCAGGCCGCGUGCGCCGUCUGGAUGGCGCGCGCGGUGGCGGCCACCGACUGGGACGUCGAGGUCGGACGCGCCAAGGAGCUGACGAAAGCCAGCAGCACCAGCAACAACAACCACAGCGAGUGCAACACCAGCACCACCACCUCCUCGGCAUCGUCUAGUGAUAUAUCCACUGUGAUCGCCACUAGCAACAGCGCUGCCGGGUGCAAGAAGAACAACGGCUACGUGCCAAUCAGCGAGAGCUGCAGCAACGACAGCGAGCUGGAGAAACUGGAGGAGGGCCUCAUGACCAGCGACGACAUCCCUAGUGCCAGCGUCAGCGGUGACACCGAUGCCGUGGUUAGGGAGAACCGCGGCAGCGGCAGCAACGGCAGCGGCAGCAGCUGCAAUGACAGUGGCGCUGCUGGUACGGCGGCGACGGAGGGAAAGGAGCAGCAGAGGAGAGGCGGGUCGGAGCGGGGCCCGCUCAUCAGUGUGUCGGACGGGGAGCACGAUGGCGACAGCCGUGGAGGUGGCGGCCAGGUCUAA